Closterium sp. Naga37s-1 is the source of this 4944-nucleotide messenger RNA. Lineage: Eukaryota; Viridiplantae; Streptophyta; Zygnematophyceae; Desmidiales; Closteriaceae. The record is from the annotation of a GenBank genome assembly.
AUGCCGCCCAGCAAUGAUGACUUGCGCAGCUGGGCGGCGCUGGACGGCAAGCGGCUGAUGAACGUCCUAUCGUAUCGCGCCACGUUGGCAGAACUGCUGGCCGUGGUGAAAGCACACAGAGAGAACGAGGAGGAGAUGAGAGGGAGUGUGGGAGGCGGUGUGCGGGGGGAUAGAAGAGGGGAGGAGAGCUGGGAUGAGGAGAGAAAGGGUGGGGAGAGAGGGGAAGACGAGAGUGUGGGGGAGGGUAAGGUGGGGGAGGGUGGAGGGGGAGAAGUUAGAGGGGAAGAGGGGAAUUUUUCUUCUAAGCGAGUGAAGGGCCAAAAGGAAGGGAAGGCAAGCACAGGUCUGUCCCCUGUACACAUCUGCACCGCAUUCCACCGCAUUGCCAAGCACGCCAAGCGCAUGGGCGGCGGGCGGCGCCUUGUGGACCAGCUAAAAGAGGACGAAACGUGUGUGGUGGGUGCGUGGGUGGGUGCAUGGGUGGGUGGGUGCAUGGGUGGGUGGGUGGGUGGGUGGGUGGGUGGGUGGGUGGGUGGGUGGGUGGGUGGGUGGGUGGGUGGGUGGGUGGGUGGGUGGGAUGGGUGGGAUGGGUGGGAUGGGUGGGAUGGGUGGGAUGGGUGGGAUGGGUGGGAUGGGAUGGUUGGAUGGUGUCGAGCGGGCGGGCAGGGCACAGGCGGAGUUGGGGCACGGCCACCCUCUCUGCUCAACACCAUCAUGGCAGCAUCGCUCGCUCACAUCAAAUCUUUCCAGCCGCUGGAAGUCGCAAUACUGAAAAAUGCGCUCGUCGGGCUGCCUUCAAUACCCAACCCAACCGCACAGCACCUUUCCCCAGACCUGCACCUGCCCUUACAGAACGAGGCGCUAGUGGGGCUGCCUUCAAUACCCAACCCAACCGCACAGCACCUUUCCCCACACCUGCACCUGCCCUUACAGAACGAGGCGCUAGUGGGGCUGCCUUCAAUACCCAACCCAACCGCACAGCACCUUUCCCCACACCUGCACCUGCCCUUACAGAACGAGGCGCUAGUGGGGCUGCAUUCCAUCUGCCCUCAAUCCCCUCCCCACUGCUACCUCUCACCGUUUGUAUUCCACCCUCUCCCCCGCCUCUCCACCCUUUCUAUCCUUCCCCACACCUGCACCUGCCCUUACAGGCUAGUGGGGCUGCACUCCAUCCGCCCUCCAUCCCCACUGCUACCUCUCCUCUCACCAUUUGUAUUCCACCCUCUCCCCCGCCUCUCCGCCCUCUCUAUCCUUCCCCACACCUGCACCUGCCCUUACAGGCUAGUGGGGCUGCACUCCAUCUGCCCUCACUCCCCACUGCUACCUCUCCUCUCACCGUUUGUAUUCCACCCUCUCCCCCGCCUCUUCGCCCUUUCUAUCCCUCCCCACAGUUCUCCCCUCCCCUUGCAGGGCACAUGCGCGAGUGGGGCUGCUUUUUUAGGCGCCUCGAAAGUAAUCCCCCCUUCCCCUCCUUCUUCCCCCCUUCCCCCUCCCCCCCCUCCCUCCUUCUUUUCCCCCUCUCCCCCCCUCCCCCUUCUUCCCCCCCCCUUGCAGGGCGCACGCACGGGUCAUUCGCCAAGCUGCACCACUCGGACGACUCACUCUUCCGCGCCCUGCCUGUGUCAUUCGCCAAGCUCCACCACUCAGGCGAUCCUCUCUCCCGCGCCCUGGCUGUCUUUCGCCAAGCUGCACCAUUCAGACGAUCCUUUCUUCCGUGCUCUGGCUGUGUGGGCCGAGAGCAACGCUCCUGCGUUUGAAUCGCAAGACAUUUCCAACAUGCUCUGGGCAUUCGCUCGCCUCAACGUGAACUCUCCAAACAUGUUUGCACUCUUUGUGCCACGGGGCAUUCGCUCGUCUCAACGUGAACUCUCCAACGUCUUUGCCCUCUUUGUGCCGCGGGUGGUUUUAGACGCUCUGUCCUCCGUCCCUCCCUCCUCUCCCAAUCCCCCUCGUCCCUCCCAUCCCCCGUGGCCCUCCCGCUCAGGGCAUUCGCUCGUCUCAACGGCGUACGCCACAGCAGGCCACCGCAGCCAGCAGCUAUUAGAGGCAGUGGGGGAGGAGAGCACGAGGCGCAUUGGCGUAUGCCACAGCAGGCCACCGCAGCCAGCAGCUACUAGAGGCAGUGGGGGAGGAGAGCACGAGGCGAACCAUGUAGGUGUGCACCUAGAGAAACACUCUCCUUUUCCCUCGCCCCCCUCUCUCAACAGGGCGGCCUAUGCAACAGCAGGCCACCGCAGCCAGCAGUUGCUAGAGGCAGUGGGGGAGGAGAGCACGAGGCGAAUCGUGGGCGGGAAACUGGAGAGGGAGGCUGUAUCUGGGCAGGCUGUUGCCAACAUCGCAUGGUACGAGGCAGUGGGGGAGGAGAGCACGAGGCGAAUUGUGGGCGGGAAACUGGAGAGGGAGGCUGUAUCUGGGCAGGCUGUAGCCAAUAUUGCAUGCACAUCUCUGUUCCUCUCCUCUGCUGGACUCCUCUCCUCAGAUUUUAAACCACCCACCCAUCCCUCUGCUCGCUCUCCUCCCUCUCCUCCCUUUCCUCCUUCCCCUCUCUUCCUCUCCCCACUCUCCUCCCUCUCCUCCCUCUGCUUCUUCUCCCAAACUCAUGCUUUACCCAUCAACAUUCUGCUCCUUGCUCUCUCUUCUUUCAACCUCUCCCCCCCCCGCUUCCCAACGCAGAGUCACUACGACAUCCCCUUUUUCUCCGCUGCUGCCGCCCACGCCACCCGCUACAUGCCAAGAUACGCCGGCCGCACCAUUGCGUGCCUGGCGUUCGCCUUUGCUCUGAUUGGCCACGCCGCCCCUCCUCUCUUCCUGCGGAUCAUCCGUCAUCUAUCACUGCGGUCAGGCGAGCAGCAGUUUGGGCGCCAGGCGUUGGUGAUGCUAGCUUGGGCUCUCGCUGUGCUUCUCUCAUUCCCACCACCACACUCCUCUCUCCUCCCCCCUCUCCCACUUAACCCCUUUCUGCAGAUCAUCCGUCGUCUAUCACUGCGGUCAGGAGAGCAGCAGUUUGGGCACCAGGCGUUGGUGAUGCUUGCAUGGGCUCUCGUGAUCAUCCGUCGUCUGGCCGUGCGGACAGGCGAGCAGGAGCUUGGGCGGCAGGCGCUGGUCAUGCUGGCGUGGGCUCUCGUGAUCAUCCGUCGCCUCGCAGUGCGGGCAGGAGAGCAGGAGUUUGGGCGUCAGGCGCUGGUGAUGCUCGCAUGGGCCCUCGUGGCUACAGGCGUGUCCAACGCAUGUGCACACCACCUGCCCUCUCUCACCACCUGCCCUCUCUCACCACCUGCCCUCUCUCACCACCUGCCCUCUCUCACCACCUGCCCUCUCUCACCACCUGCCCUCUCUCACCACCUCCUCUCCCUCACCAGCGACCUCACCUCCUCUGAGCUCUGCCAGCUGUACCAGGUCGACCUGGCCACCCAGCUGGAAGCACCGGAGCUCAACACUCGGCUGGUGGCGGGCGGGAUGGUCGAUCUGGCCACCCAGCUUGAAGCACCGGAGCACAACACUCGCCUGGUGGCGAGCGGCAUGGGAGCCAUGAGCGUUGCUGACAGUGCUGCUCUCUCCUCCUCCCUCUCGCCUGCCAUGAGCUCUGUCGACCUAGCCACCCAGCUAGAGGCACCGGAGUACAACACUCGGCUGGUACAAGGGGGCAUGGGAGCCAUGGUGACUGAUGCUGGCAGGAGCACGAGUGGAAGUGGGAGCGAGGGAGAUGGGGAGUGGGGGGAGCAGGAGCAGACGAAGCAAGGGGAGCAGCAGGAGGAGGAGGAGGAGGAAGAGGAGAGGGAUGAGACGUAUUGGUAUUUGCAGCACCUAUGGCUGUCGGGAUUCGUGCGGCAACAGGCGAAGGCGUGUUGGGAGGCGGCUCACGAGGAGGAGAAGAUACAAGUAUCAGGGUUGCAGAGGGACAUCAGUUCCGCCCUGCACCAGAUGCACCUCCCCCACACCCUCGAGUACCGAGACGGCGACUACAGCAUCGACCUCGCCCUCCUCCUGCCUCUCGCCCCUACAGAAUCUACGGGGAGUGACUCUAAGAGGCGUGAUUCUAGGAGGAGAGAGAGGCGUGUUCUGAAGAUAGCAGUGGAAGCGGACGGGCCAUCACAUUUCACUAUAAGCACGUCUGGAAUGACGACUGAGGAGCAGCAGCAUCAGCAGCAUUCUCAGCAGCACCCUCAUCAGCACAAUCAGCAGCAGCACGUGCCGCUGGGUCCCACUCGCCUCAAGGCCAGGCUGCUGCGCUGCCGAGGUUGGCAGGUGGUUCAGCAUGUCAAUGUUAAACCCACUCCUACCUCCCUCCACCGCUCUCCACCGCAGAUACCUUUCUUUGAAUGGGAGUGCCUGUCGGACCUCCACCAGAAGCAGACAUAUCUCGCCGCCCGUCUCGGGCCUCUGGCCAUGCAGGUGGCACGUGCAGCAGCAGCAGCAGCAGAUGCUGACGUGGCACAUGAACAGGCAGGUGAAACCGCAGAGGUUUAUGUUUCCUCUGAGGUGGCGAGGCAGGAGGGAGGUGAGACUGGCGAAGGUAGAACCGGAGAAGGUUUAACCGAGGAGGGUAGAUCUAGGGAGGGUGAGACUGGGGUUAGUGAGUUGGAUGUUGAACGGGAAGGAGAAGGGGGGUUUAAGGAGGGGCGAGUAGCAGAAGAGGGAGGGAAAGCUGGGGGAGGUGCAUCUGGGCCUGGGGAAGGAGAAGAGAAGGGGGAGGUGGAGAGGGGAGAGGUGGAGGAGGAGGAGGUGAAGGAGGGAGCAGAGAGUAGGAAGGGAGGGGAUGCUACCUCUGAGAAGUCUCAAAAGGAAGGGGAGGAAGAGGAGGAGAGGAGGAAGGGAGGGGAUGUGUUGAAGCGAGCAGAGGUGCUGGGGGCGUGGAAGGCAGGGCAGGGGAAGGCAGGGCUGGGGGCUGACCGGCUGGCUCUGCUUAGAAAGGCAGCGAUAAGGAGAGGGCUGUCACAAAAGUAG